Molecule: messenger RNA, 1305 nt
Organism: Solenopsis invicta (red fire ant)
Lineage: Eukaryota; Metazoa; Arthropoda; Insecta; Hymenoptera; Formicidae
Exons: 1
Coding region: 1-1305 (434 amino acids)
Biological process (GO): DNA integration
Molecular function (GO): nucleic acid binding
Source: RefSeq, a predicted model, not a curated record
AUGGGCGAGGAUAUGCCGGAAAGAAGGAAGACCGUUGCGGUCGCAUCCGUCAUUGGUGAGUGUAUCGUUAGCAAAUUAACAAGCAAGUUCUCUAAUCUCAUUAAGAUAAGCCGUAUUGUGGCAUAUUGUUUGCGAUUUCGGAGAAAUCGGCGUCCGGAAGAGCUUAUUCGCUUGGUAUCCCCAGACGAGAAGUCAUUCGCACUCUCUAUCAUGUGUCGAGCCGUACAGAAACGGACAUUCGUCGAUGAAUAUAGAGCUUUGAGCGGUGGGAGCAACAUUAGUCUCUCAAGUAAUUUACUAUCGUUGUCUCCAUUCAUGGACGAGGCAGAUUUAAUGCGGGUCGGUGGCAGAUUAAAAAAUGCUAACAUAUCUUUCGACUCGUGUCAUCCGAUAUUACUGCCGCACAGCGACAAUUUAACUAGACUUAUCAUAGAGCAUGAGCAUGUUCGCAACUUGCACGCAGGGACGCAGGCCACCAUGGCGGCCGUCAGACAGCGAUAUUGGCCGUUGGCAAUACGAUCAACAACCCGAAAAAUUAUUCAAAACUGUAUUACGUGCUUUAAAGCCAAACCACGUCAGUCGGAGGCCGUCAUGGGCUCGCUCCCGGCGAGUCGAGUUACGAUAUCCCGGCCGUUCUCUCGCUGCGGAAUCGACUACGCAGGGCCGGUGAUCUUGCGAGAGGGAAAGAGAAGAAACUCGCGAAAUCACAAAGCCUAUAUAGCGAUAUUUGUGUGCUUUACUACGAAGGCGGUUCACGUUGAGCUCGUAAGUGAUCUCACGACCGAAGCUUUCCUAGGAGCAUUCAGACGAUUUAUCUCGCGAAGGGGGAGGCCGGCUCAUAUGUUUUCCGAUAAUGGAACCACCUUCGUAGGCGCACAAAACCGACUUAGUGAAUUCUACAAAAUUUAUAACGAGCGACAAAUACAAUCAGAUAUUAAGCGAUUCCUUUAUGAUCAGGAAAUUUCUUGGAAUUUUAUACCUCCUAACACCUCUCAUUUCGGCGGGCUUUGGGAGGCAGCAGUUAAGUCCGCGAAGUUUCACAUGGCCCGAAUCAUAGGCAAUGCUCACUUAACAUUCGAAGAGAUGCAGACCUUACUCUGUGAAAUCGAGGCGAUUUUAAAUUCACGCCCUAUGACGCCUUUGAGUUCGGAUCCAAACGACUUAGAAUAUAUCACACCGGGUCAUUUUCUGGUCGGCACGGCUCUAAACAGUUUUCCUUACAGCGACCUAAGCAACGUUCCUGAGAACCGCCUCGUGCGCUGGCAAAGGGUAGAGCAGCUUCGGCAGCACUUUUGGCAGCGGUGA